CGCACGGCAACGAUGGACGAGUUUGACGCGGUGGACACGAUCGAGCAACAAUUCAUCAUGGAAGGCUACGAAGAAGGCAUGCUGGAAGGACGAAGGUUGGGCUUUGAAGAAGGCAAAGACUUGGGAGAGGUCAAAGGGUAUGAAAUCGGCGCCGAAGUCGGUUUCUACUAUGGAUGCUACUUGCUGUGGCGAGAAAUGCUCAAGACGAAGACAGAGCAGCUCCCAACGAGAACGGAGAAGUCGAUCAUGGCGUUGGGGUCGUUGAUCGAGGUGUACAAAUUGGAGGUUUGUGCAACUCGCAUGCGAUGGAGUGUAUUCUGAAAAGGCACCAAACAGAACAGCUUGGACGAGAAGAUGCUGACGGACUUGCAACUGAUCCGGGCAAAGUUUAAAGUCGUCACGUCCCUCCUUGGCCAGAAACAUCUCGUUUUCAAUGAAACAACAGUGUUGGAGCACAAGAACAUGUCGUUCUAAACAUGGCCAAGAUCAAAGUCAACCCAUCCCUUCAAGAUCCCGAUUGCUUCGAUGUAGAUAUUUCAAUUUGCAACAUCAGCGCUCGACGGCUCGAUAGCGUCAUCGGCUAAUAUCCGUCGACGCGGCGUGGCUACCAUCACCAAGCCUCCUUGGUUGCGAGCAGGGCCAGCUUGUACCCGUCGGCGCCGAACCCUAGGACCAGUUAAGUGUGAUCACGAACAAGGCGAUAGAAUUAUUACCAGUUAGCUGACGAACAUGAGCGCCUGGAGUUCCAACG
Messenger RNA from Aphanomyces invadans, 751 nucleotides. RefSeq lists its product as hypothetical. The record is from RefSeq and is a predicted model, not a curated record. The coding region runs from base 13 to 321 and encodes 102 amino acids. NCBI's taxonomy places the organism in Eukaryota, Oomycota, Saprolegniomycetes, Saprolegniales, Verrucalvaceae. The transcript is spliced from 3 exons.